AUGUAUGCAUACCCAGAUUUCGAAGUACGAGAGGAAGCCUAUCAUGCUACGCAUUCUUUCACAAGGAAAUUUUGCGGAUGCAUGUCCUUACGAGGAGGAUGUGCAAUGGCCUGUGCCCUGUGGAUAGGACUUCAUUUAUAUUGUGCUAUCCUUGCAUUUCGAUACAGCAAUCCCGUUUUCUCAUAUCUAAACGUCUAUGCAUUGAUGGUGUUUGGUGGUGUAUGUUGCGCUUUCGUCGUUGUGGCAAUAUUCAACCUUUUCUCUCUUUUUGUGGAAUCAGCGAUCCUCUUAAGGCUUGGCCAUCGCAUCACUUGGGUUAUCGUUGUUGCAUUCUUAAUCGACUAUUUUGGAACAAUCAUUGUCUUUAGCAUUGAAGAAUCAUCCUAUACUUCAUGGUGUGUCCAAUCAGCACAAGGUCGACUCUCUAAUAGCACAGCAUCACCGACCGAUCCAGCAGUAUACAACUGCCACAAGCUAUGGGAAGAUGAGCUCAAACUUUCUAUUGCCAUAUACAUCGUCAUGUUCAUUUGCUACCUCUAUUGGGCCACAUGUCUUUGGUCCUUUUCACAAAAGAUCUUUGCUGUUCAACGAGAUGCAGCGACCAUCUAUAAUCGAGGGGCUCCACCACCAGCACCAGCACCAGUUCCUCCUCCACCACCGCCACCUAUGACUGGUGUAAUGAAUAUGAAACCCAACAUCACAGUCCUUGAUGAUGGUCAUCUUCCAGGAGAGCCAUCAUCCAUAGCUGCCGCAACGUCACAACAACAAGAAUACGUCGAUGAUGGUCAAAAGAGUGCCGCUCAACACGCACGAAUUCUCUUUGGAAAGCUCAAAUCUCUCUUUUAA
This is a messenger RNA of Lichtheimia ornata, 846 nucleotides long. RefSeq lists its product as uncharacterized. The record is from RefSeq and is a predicted model, not a curated record. The coding region runs from base 1 to 846 and encodes 281 amino acids. The transcript has 5 exons. Lineage: Eukaryota; Fungi; Mucoromycota; Mucoromycetes; Mucorales; Lichtheimiaceae.